Entelurus aequoreus (snake pipefish) is the source of this 1551-nucleotide messenger RNA. Its product is annotated as gamma-tubulin complex component 2-like. Bases 652 to 1551 code for a protein of 299 amino acids. Lineage: Eukaryota; Metazoa; Chordata; Actinopteri; Syngnathiformes; Syngnathidae. The transcript is spliced from 4 exons. The record is from RefSeq and is a predicted model, not a curated record.
CCAGAUUAUAUUGGGUGUUUGAUCCAGAUGUUGGAUCCAGAUGUUCCCAUAAAGACCGCAUGAAUCUAUCUGUGCGUGACAAGUACAAGAGCGCUUCUAGGUGCAAUGACCAGCAUGCGCCGCUAGAGGGAAGCAGAAAGACUUUUCCACAGAGAGGGUCAAAUGGGGUUUUUUAUAUUGCUGAACUUGUUGUCAAUGAUCGACGUGUUUGUAGUCCUUGAAAUGUUGAAUAAUAAUGACCCCAAGAAGGGACAAGUGGUAGAAAAUGGAGCCAAAGGAGUUUCGUGUUCAGACUUGUAGUACAACGUUUCACCUGCGGCGGCAGUGUCGUCCACACACAUUUAGGCGCAGAAGAAGAGUUGGGCGGCAGUGUCGUCCACACACAUUCAGGCGUAGAAGAAGAGUUGGGCGGCAGUGUCGUCCACACACAUUCAGGCGUAGAAGAAGAGUUGGAAAAAGGCGCCUUGAAAGUAGCACAAUGGAGGUGAAUAGAAGCUUCUCGAAGGUUGCUGACGUUUGAAAGAAAGAAGCUUCUCGAAGGUUGCUGACGUUGGAAAGAAAGAAGCUUCUCGAAGGUUGCUGACGUUGGAAAGAGAGACGCUUGUCUGCUGGUGCGUGUGUCGCUGAAGUGAGAGUUUGUCUGUGUUCGCCAUGAGUGAGUUCCGCAUCCAUCACGACGUCAACGAGCUUCUGAAGCUGCUUCAGGUGCGACGCGGCGACGGCGCUGAAGGUUACAUCGAGCGGCUGCAGAAGCACAGGACGCCUUACGUCACCACCACAGUCUCCGCCCACAGCGCCAAGGUGAAACUGGCGGAGUUCUCCAAGACGCCAGAAGACUUCCUGAAGAAGUACGAGGAGCUGAAGUCCAAGAACGUGCGCUACCUGGACCCGCUGGUCUACCUGCUGUCCAGACUGUGUGAGGACCAGGAGACCCUCCAGUGUUUGCAGCACUAUGCCAGAGAGCGCGAGGAGGCCUGCGCCGUCGCCAUGACGACCACCGCCGCCGCGCCCGCCGUCUCCAAGAUGUCCAUGCAGGAGCUGGACGAGCUGAGGAAGAAGCUGGGCAACGUGACGGCGGCGUCCAGCGCUCCCAUGUCGGCCGAGGUCGCCAGGAAGAUGCUGCGGGAAAAACACAGCAAGAAGAAUCCUGGUCAGCUCAGUCCCGUCUUCCCCGCCUGGCUCUACGACAGACACGCCCUUCUGGGCGACUUCAUCGCCAGCCCCGCCCCCUCCACACUUACGCCCACCUCUCUGGGUGAGUGUGUGUGUGUGUGUGUGUGUGUGUGUGUGUGUGUGUGUGUGUGUGUGUGUGUGUGUGUGUCUUCCCCGCCUGGCUCUACGACAGACACGCCCUUCUGGGCGACUUCAUCGCCAGCCCCGCCCCCUCCACACUUACGCCCACCUCUCUGGGUGAGUGUGUGUGUGUGUGUGUGUGUGUGUGUGUGUGUGUGUGUGUGUCUUCCCCGCCUGGCUCUACGACAGACACGCCCUUCUGGGCGACUUCAUCGCCAGCCCCGCCCCUUCCACUCAUAUGCCCACCUCUCUGGGUGA